GUGAGCUUUCUAUGGUCACUCUCAGUCACAUCACGAUGCCUGAAGGAGGUCAUUCUUAAAAGCCUUGCAGCAUGGAUACAAGUUUUGGGGCAAACGAAACCUCUUUUACUCCGUUUGUUCUACUCCCUGUUGUGUUAUCCAGCGUCUGGAUACUCUGGGACCUUUUCUACGCCUCUUACCUCCUUGCAUUUCUUGUACAAUGCAUAGUGAACCUUUACUUGAAAGAUACUAAGAUAUAUAUUGGUCAGUUGAGGUUAAACCUUGUUACUGGACGUCUGAUUUUUAAAGAGAUUGAGAUAUACAGAAGAGAUGACAGCAUACGUGUUGCUGAUGGGUAUGGUGUAUUGAGGUGGUGGGCAAAGCCAAAUCCUACAGAUAAUGAGGCUCGUUGUGAGCAAUGCUCUUUUCAAAGCCAUGCUUGUGCCAAUAAGAAGACAUCACUUGUGUACUUGCAUCUUAAUGGCUUUGAGUAUCACUGGUAUCACAGGAGUGAUAUUUAUGAUGCCUGGGGUCAGACCAAAAUCAAUGAAUAUGAUUCAGAUGGACCUGCUGGCAGUGCAUGGUUGAUUGGAGUUCAACCAUCUGUACAUUGUACUAUAAAUAAAGGGCAACUUGUUUUUGGUAGUCAGCUUGUUGAGAAUAAUUUAGUAGUGUGUUUUACUCGGGCAGAAGGACAGUAUGCUGUGACACAGGCUUCUAAUCCUUAUGAUGAACUGAUGCACCUUGUAAAGUUUCAUGGCGAUAAUGUUACAGCUUUCCUUCAACCUGUAAAUGCAUACAAUAAUAGGAUUAGUACCAGCAAGUUUGAAUUAUUUGAUGUUGAUGAUGGAUUCAAUGUUUUAAAAACUGAUUUUGUGGAGUGUGUCUACUCCCUAGAUAUUCCAGGUCUUGUACCCAUUGAUGAUACCACAUCUCCUAAAUAUUCUUUUGAUAUUCAACUUGGUACUAACACUUAUGGAAAAUAUGGUACUUAUGUGAAUAAUCAAAGAGUAAUUCUUCAGAAGCAUUUUUUCCCAAAUGAUUACACUGUUAGUCAGGUUGACAGACCUCGUCAACCUGGAGAAAGAAGGGUUUAUACAUCAUUUGAUGUUUCAAUCUCUGUUACUAGUCCUGCCACUUUACAUUUUGAAUUUCAAGGAAAAUCUGAUCCACAAUCCUUAUCAUUUUCUGUAAGUGGUGCAAGUCAGUUGCUUAUUCAUCAACCUUGGGUGAUAAAGGAUGAUGGUUACACAACAAAGUUUAGUGGCAAGCUUACAGACUUGGAAGUAUUGACAAGUUUGCCAUUCCAACCUCUUGGGAAAGCUCAUUGUGUUAAUUUAUCUUCAUCAUUACAUUUUCCUCGUGUGUGGAACAGUACUCAGGCAUGGCAUAUGAAGUUCUUGGUGGAUCAACCUCAGAUAAACAUAUUAUUUCCAUACAUUGAUUUUUUUAAUGAGUUACUUGAUGACUGGGUCCAAUCUGAUACUAUUGAUAUUUUGGAUUUUGUUCCUUUUCAGUGGCAUAUUGGUGUAGAAAUGUCGGAGUAUGAGAUUUUUCUUUUUACUAAUCGUUACAAUUGGAUUGAUACUGAUGAAGUUGAAAAUGAGCGAAUAGCUGUUUGUGGCAAGACAGGUCACCUAUCACUUGAUCUACCUUUUACUGAAUUUUUGCCUGACAGACAAGAAGUCACUUUUCAUGCUCAUGGAAAGAAUAUUGUUGUGCGACGUUACUUCUCUCCUUCAUCUGUGUCUAAAGAAAGUGUCUUUGCUCUUUCUUCCGUUCAUAAGAAAAGAUGGAGGAUUAUAAAUCCAUCUGAAUUACAUCCAGUUUAUUCAUUGACACGGAGUGCUAGUCAACCUAUUAAACCUUGUGAUGCUGAAGUUAAUAUAGUUGAUCGUAAUAUUGAAAAGGGUACUACAUCAUUCAAAAAGGCACAUCGUAGACGAGGCAGUGAACCACUUGUUUCACAUUCUCAAAAGUAUAUGAAACAUGAUUUUGAUUAUGAUAAGCAAAACACUGAGUUACAAAAUGGAAAUGAAUCUUUCCCAAUGGGUUGCUGCUUGACUACAUUUUACAAAGAUGGAUGGUUAGAUAUUUGCUGUGGUCCAGAGAUAACAAUUAACAUAACAUACAAUGGUCAUAACUCUGAUAUGUCACAUGUUGGAUCCAGUAAUGAUAUGGUUCCAAGUCAAGUUCUGAUAGAUAUUAAUGCUCCUCAAGUGUUAUUACGGGUUUUUGGUACUCUUGCAAGGGACCUUUUGUCAUUAAAGGAAAAUUAUCCAGGUGAAUAUAUGUAUUUCAAGACGUAUUCUUCAAGAAGUUGUGCUCUACCUGAUUGUUUAAGUAAAACAAAGGAUGCUACUGAUUCUGUUCAUUCUGAAAUUGUUACUGAUGAGAGGUUUCUUGAAGUUAUUGUUAAUUUCAAGUUGCAAAGGGUUACUGGAGAAUUUCCAACACACUAUCCUGAAAAUUUUUGUGAUGAAUUUCCAUUGCCUUCAGCUCAUUCAGAGUGUUUGUCUGUUUAUGUGGAGUACAAAAGACAGGAAACUAUUGUUAAACUAACAGUGGAUCCCAUUACUGUUCAUUUACCUUUUUUAGUUGAUGGGAAAGAACAUAAGCUUGGUGUUGUGGCACUUUCUGGAGUAACCUUUUGUUGUCAUGGCCUUACAGAAAUUUUGUUAAAAGAACGUGUAGAAUAUGCAUGGAUGAUGAAAUUAAAUAUUGGUGCUGUAUCGGCUUCUGUUUCGUUAAAUGAGCUCUUUCCUGUUGUACAUUAUUUUUUGACUGCUCUUAGUCAUGUGAUUAGUCCAGCUGAUGCUGUUCUGGAGGCCCCUGAUUGUAUAUUGAUUGAGCCACUGGUAGAACCAUCUUCUGAACUUUUAAAGUACAAGAUGUUUGUUUUAGAAGUUGCUACAAUUGAUUUAAUUCUGAAAGAAGCUGAUACAAUGCUUCAAAUUCAGACACUAGGUUUUGGUCUUGACCUUUGUAAUUUACAUCAGGGUACCGAGACAGUUUCACUUUCUGCAAUCCUGAAAAGUUUAAAUGCCUCCUUUUUAAUUGAAAUACCAGAAUGUUCAGGAGUGUAUUGUGAAUGUGCUUGUUUUGAUGUUGGUGCCAUUGAAGGUGACUUUUCAUUAAGAGAACCCUUGGAAGCUGAUUCAAAUAGACAAAAAUCAUUUUUAAAGCUGAGUGACUUAUCCCAUCGAUUAUGGUUCCUUUGGGAUAACUGUUAUACCUGUGGCUGUUGUGGUGGUUGCCAAUUUCUGGAUGGCUGUAUUUCACGAGAGGAUUAUUUGCCAGUGUCACACAGUAGUCGUUAUUUCGCAAAAGUUAAAUAUGACCCAAUUAUAAACAGGUCGCCACGAUCUUUGCCUGAGAUUCCUUUGCAUCUUUCUAUUGAUAAUGUCCCUUCACUCGAAUGUUUGCAUAACUGUAUUCUAAAAUACUAUGGUUUUGCUGACUUACAGCGAAGUGGUAGUAUGAAUUUACAAGAGCAUGAUGAUGAUGAAUUAGUGUCACGUGAUUCUGAGGCUUCUUUUGACACAGCAAAGUCUAGUUUUCAGUCUGAUUCAUUCUCAGGUGACGAACAUUUUGCAAGUUUACAAAAUUCUCCAAGUGGGUCAACGAGUGCAACAAGAGUAGACAAUUCUAAUGAGAUCCAAGAGAAUGAUAUUGUGGAAAAGAAAAAAGACAAUUUUUUGAGUUUGUACUGGCAAAUUCUAGAUAAAUAUUUAUUUUGCAAUAAUCUAUUGCAGUUAAACUGCAAGAAAUUACAGAAAAGUAAAAAUAAAAGUCAAGGAAAGGCCUUAUUUACCAUAGAUUUUCCUGAAAUUAUUGAAUCUAAUGUUGGAGUUUUGCCAUACAUAUGCUACAGUGGAGAAUAUGAAGUAUCUAAUGAUUGUAAAUUCUCUAAAGAAUCAGGCAAAGAUAGUGAUAAGACCUCGUCUGCUUAUGUUGUCUCUGUGACAUUAGUUGGAAACAUUGGCUUAGUUAUCUCCCCACCUCUACUUGCUUUGAUCAAUCAGUAUGUUUCCUGUGUAAAUGGUUUUGUGAGUACGCUCUGUUUGCAGUCUUUUUUAGAUGUUAUUUCUCUUCAGACACUUUGGAAUGUUAAAUCUGAUUUAGAGUCUUCUAAAAAACUUCCAAAUUUAGCUGUUCAUCAAGAUCAGCCACUGAUUUAUUUUUCUGUCAAUACAAGUGCUACGUCACAUAUUCUUUUGCAAGCUCUUAAUGCUAUUUCUAUUCCAUGUAAAAAUAUUGGAAGAAAAAAUGAUAACAUUUGCUGCUCUUUUCUUACCUUUCAUUCUACUGGCAUAGGGAUAAAUUCUUUAUUGUAUCGUGAAGGACAUGUGAAUAGUAAAGAAAGCAACAAUGGUGGUGAUGUUCAAGUGUGCCAUAAAGUGGCUGGAGAAGUAAACAUCUCAGUGUUAGAGUUGGGACUAUUUGUGCAUAACUUAAAUGAAGAAGGCAUAUCAUCAGUGAACAGCUCAUUAAAUUUUAGUACUGUUAUGCCACCUAGCAGCCAUCUACCAAGAAUGAUUGAUAUUUGUGAAGGGAGAUUAAAACAGUUAAAUGUGACUGUUGCUGCAUUAAUUACUGAAUUAGAUAGAAAAAUCACCCCUAUUUUGACAUGGGAUCAUAUUGAGAGUCACUUGUUAGAUGUUUCUGCUAUUUAUCAAACUAAAGAUUCAGAUUUUAACAAUAGUCUUGUUUUGCAAGUCAAACUUCCCUCCAUCGAAUUGCAAGUUGGAAAACCGUCUCAUGGUAUUGCAAAUGAAAAAGAUAUAUUUGUUGAUCCAGCAAUUUUUGCAACUUUUGUUCGAGGUUGGAAACCAAUGCUUGACAAAAUCAUUGAAAAUUUGCAAAACACCCAGAUCAAUAAAGUCAUUUUUGAAAAAAAUUUGCUUUUGCAGCUUCUGAGAAGUGCCCAAGAAGCUUCAGUGAAUCGAAAGGUAUUGAACCCCUUGUUAACAAAAGAAUCGUUGGCUGUCCAGAACUGUGUUUGUUUUUUAUUGCUGAGGCAGCUUUGGAAUGGUUUGCCACAGGCAAAAAAGGAAUCUAAAAGAUGUAGUGUCAAAAGCAAUAUGAUUGAUAAAGAAAUCAUAUCAAUUUCUUUGUCCCUUGCUUUAGUGGUUUUGUCUGACCAGAUAUGCCAUGUUUCUGGAGACGGUGGUGAAAUAUCAUCUUAUCAGGCUCCAUUGGUUAGUAGCUAUCAUAGCAUUAGUCCGUCACCAUCAGGUCUUGGGAUUCCUAAUGUAGCAUUUUUGGAUCAAAUUGGAAAAUCUUAUAAAAAUUAUUCAAAAAAUAUGAGCUACUCUCAUUUUGUUUUACUUCGUGAGUCCUUGUUACCUGUAUAUAAAGUUUGUGGCAUGAAAAUUACAUCACAAGUAAUGAGAAGUGGACAAGACAGUUUUAAAUUAAACAUUGACUAUUAUUUGAGAGUAAAUGAAUUGUCUCUAAUAGUAGCAAAUAAUGAAGUUAGUCCACUUGAUGAAAAUUUAAAACAUCCAGAACUACUAGUAAAACAUUUUUGUGUUUCUGGCUCAUUAGACUACGUUGUUAAGCUGUGUAAUUUAGAAAGAAAGAUUAAUUAUGUUGUAACUGUGCCACAAAGUGAACGCCCACAUCGAAGUUCAAAGUAUAAUGUUGUAUCAAAAUGUAGCUUAAAUUUUGACUCGUUAGCUUGUCACAUUACCCUUCCUCUGUUAGUAGUUGUGCGACAUACUGCUCAAAGCUUACGUCAUGUAAAAGAUAUUUUUGUGGACUUUGAAGUAACUCUUUUAUUAGUGAGAAAGUAUGAGGAAGAGACACUUACUUGUGACAGAAAAAGUAAUGUGACGGAGUUUACAAGUUACUUAUGUGCACUUGAGAGAUCUGCGCUGUCAUCAUGUCAAACAGAUAUUAGUCUGGUCUCCGAACAAUUUGAGACUUGCAAUAACCCUAAUAAAAGUUCUUCUGAGAUACAUGUGAACCCUUUAGAUCUCUCUCAAUCUUCUUCAAUGUCAGGACACUUAGAUUCCCCUGUUGAAGUGCCAGCUAAUAGUCAUCUUCUUUCUUCUUCAAGCCCUUAUGAUGCAGAUGUUGUUGAAGAUACUACUGAUAGUCCACAGUUUUUUUCAUCUGAUCCUGAGGCUCCUGUUCAGAGUAGCAUGGCAACUUAUGGUGCCAGCAAAUCCACACUUAAAAUGUCUUCAAAUGAUGUUGUUGAAAAUGAACAGCUUGACUUGUCAAUCAGUCCAGGCAUUAAGGACAUGCUUAAUAUAAAUGAAAGUAAUCUCGAUUUUAGCAUAUUUGGUUCUGUAAAAAUUAGCAAUAUUCAAGUAUGUGUGGGCAUAGAAAGCUUUCUUUUACUUUGUGAAAUGCAUGAAAUAUCUGGAGCUGUUGACUGUCGGACUGUUUCUCCUAAAAAUUGGCAGAGUCAUCCUCAUGCACCCCUUUCUUAUAAGGUUCUUCCCUCGUAUAUUUCCUUAGCCAGUACUUUAAAGAAAUUUGUUUUGAGUGCACAAGAUCAUGCAAUUUCCAACAAGGACCUUGGUAAUCUGAUAUCUGAAGAUUUGGAAUUCUGUACAAGCAUUUGUUACCUUAAAGAAUAUGUUGCUCCAGCUUAUAGAUGUUUAGUUCGGUUUCCUGGAAUUCUUCUUGACAUGAAGCAACCUCCUAUUGUAUUACAUAAAAAAUUGAACAAGUAUAUUCCAACAUUUUCAGCUAUUUAUGAAGAAAUUUUUGCGUCUUCACCUGACAGCUUUGUUGAUGAUGCUGGAUUUGUUGGGGCUACUCCUGCUGUUAGUGUAGCUGAGCUGCAAUUUCCUCCUCAUAUUCCAAAAGGCUCCGCAUUAUUUUUUUUGAAGAAAUUUAAAACUAUUGUAAGGCCAUUACCAUCACUAAUGGUUUCAUACGAUAUUGCACCUGUUGUUGCUCAGAUUGGAUCUACUACAGUUAUAAAACUUGUCUUAUCCAUAGGACAGCAUAAAUUGGAAUUUAAUUCCAAGGAGUAUAAAGAUGACUUAUCAUUGAGACCUAUUCCAUUACCAGUUGUUUUAUUAAGGGGAAAAGUCACACCUCGUCCUCAUAGCAGACUACCUAGUGUUACGCUGGAAGUAUCUGUGAAACAAGUAGUUAUUGAAGUAACUACAAAUGUUUUGAAUCAGUUGCUAAUUCUCCAAUCAGCAUUCAUUAAGGAAACCAAUGAAUUAUUUAAUAUGUUCAUGAAUAUUGGAGAAUCAUUACCUCAGGACAGGUUGAAUGCUAUUAAUUUAACUCAACCAGCUGAUACUGGAUUUGAAUUAAUUUCUCUUCUUAACUCGGUGAAAUUGUCAAUGCAAGGCGUGAAGAUAACUGUGUCUACACCACUUCUUACAGCGGUGCGAUUUUCAACUGGUAAUAAAAUUGAAAUGUUAAUUACCAAUGUCAGUCAUCAACAUAAUACUCAAAUACUGGCAAAUAAGAGUCACCUUACAUUACAUGGUAAAGUUGAAACUGAAAUUAAUGUAGCAUUGGGCUGUAUUCAGGGAGGCCAAAAUGUUGAAGAGGAAGAAGAUGAUUUUGUUGAAUUAGCAUAUUUUAAGACAUGGAUUGCUUUUAAAAACACAUUACAACAAAAUACUUCUAAGGCUGAUUUGGCACCAGUGAUGUCGGAUAUUUUUUUGAUUUCAAUCUACUCACCUCAUCUUUAUAUACAAUCAACUGCUGUUGAAAAAGCUAUUCUUUUUUGGGUAAAUUGUAAAAGUGUAUACAACUUCUGGCAAAAUGAACACCACCAACUGAAUACUGAGGUUCAAGCAGCCACUGAAGCAUUUGUUGGUCGCUUAACUAAACCAGCUGUGCAAAUUAAAGCACCUUCUAUUGACUUCUCUAAGCCUAGGCUUGUUCAAAUUACUGUGAGUGAUGUUGGAGCAUGCAUGCCAUUAGUGCAUCUGCAAACAACUCCACAUGCUAGCCAGAAAGGAUUUCCAGCUGUUGUGUUAACUAUUAAGGAAAUGUUUGUGUCACUAAACUUUAGCAAGAAACUAGUGUCUGCUGGAAGAUUCACUGGAUUUUUAGUUCGAUUUGAUGAACAAUUUCAUUUUCGCCACAAAACAUGGACUGUAGAUCCCAAGAAACACAAGUUUUUGAAUCAUGGUAUUGUUCCAAGUGGGACUUACAAACUAUGCAUUGUCAAUAAAAAUGACUUGGAAGAGAAUGAAAAACUUUUCACUGCUUUUAAAUGGCACAUGUCUGGCAUCAAUGUAUAUGCUAGUACUGACAUUGGGCGUCACAUAUCAACUUUAGUUCGUACUUUAACUAUAAUUGGAUCUGAUUUAGAAGAUGCUGAUAGUGAACUUCUUUCAGCUUCUGGUGAGUCAAAACCAUUACACAAGCGAGCAUUUUCAGUUUCAUCUAAAACUUUUGUGGAUGAGCAAGAGACUCUGCGAGCUAUGGAGUGGGAUUUGGCUAAACAAACAAGAAAGCUUAAUAAAAUGAGGCAAACUGGUGUUGCACCUGAUAACUUAAAGUAUGAGGAAGACACAUUUCACAAAAUUGAAAUGGAUUUAGUAAGAGGUUUGAGGAGAGUUUUUCGUAAAGGCAAAGGCUUUAGUUUCCAACACAUUGGACAAAUAUUGUCUCCUCGUACUGCUGGACUAUCUGGGCUCAACAAAAAACCUGUGAGUCCUUCUUCAACCUUGCCAAGGAACAGACUUGGAAGUGUAACUGAAGCUGAAACAGAGAAAUUAUCUGCAACUGUUCGGUCUCAUUCACGCCAUCAGUCAGAUAUUUCACCAACAGUGCUAAGGCUAUUAAAGCUAAAUGAAGGAGCAGGAGUGUCAUUGGAUGCUUUGCCGGUAGUUGAAGAGGAGGUAUCAAAUGUUGCAGAUGUCACAUGUAGUGCUUCAGAAAAUUUAAAAUCAGAGCCUUUAAUACCUUCAGUCAACAUUGAAAUUAAUGUUACAAUUAGUGUUGACAGUGGUUCAAUUGUUUUACAAAAUGAAGAUGUUAAAUCUCGUGAGCAUCGUGGUCAUGUCUCUCAAUUUAGCUCUGAUUUGCCUUUUCUUUCUUCUACUCGAAGAGAUAAAGUUAUAUCAUCUAUUGAUACGGUGCUACUUAUACCGGCAUUGUUAGUGAAGGCUCACUAUCAAAAUAUCAUAAGUCAUUCAUUUGUAUCUGCUCAUCUUUCUCCAUCUAAACUGAAACAAGAUCAUGAAUUAAUUGAGAAUGAUUUAAAAACUUCUUCUGAUGACAGUAGCAGCUGUAAUAAAUCAACUAAAAAAGGCAUAUUAUUGAUAUCAAUGAUCAUUUCUCCUUUGCCUCAUGAUUUAGAAUUACAUCCUAGCUUACUGGAUUUUGUGGAACAAGUUGUACGUCCCAUUAAUCUUAAUAUUAUCCCACAAAAAAAUGAAACUGACAAUGAAGAUGAUGAUGAUUCAUUAGUCAAAGAAUCUUCGUUAAUUGCUUCCCCAAGUUCUGUUCAAUCUUUGUCAUUUCCUGUAGACGUCAACAUUACAUUCACAAUUCACCCCUCAAAAAUAUAUUUGACUUGUAAUCCUCAUGCACAUGUCAAGUGUCUCAUGGAGAUACCUACUGUUAAUUUUGCGAUAUCAUUUUCUCUAUUUGAAAGAAAGCAGUUUGAAUGUAUGCCUGUUGAUUGCUCAGUAGCAUCUUCUACUACACCAGAUGACACUUUUAUAUUAAAUAAUCUUCACAUUACUGGGUGUUUUAAGACAUUUGCUUUAGUGAUGUACACACCAUCACCAUCAGUUCAAGCAAGUACUGCACAGGACGAUACUUCACAUAGAGGCUACAAAGAAGCAUUCAACUUGGUUUUAGGACAGGCUUUCAUACAUUUGAGUCGGAAAAGUGUUCAUGAAAAUGUUUUAUGCAAAACCUCUGAGAGCAUUUGUGUUCAAGAGAAGCUAAAAGUAUCAGGUAAAUUAUAAUUGUAUUUACUUAAUAGUAAAGAGUGAUGUUAUUGCAAUUGAAUAUGUGACACCAUUAAUGCAUUGACCUCGCCAAGACAAAAAAAU
Amphimedon queenslandica is the source of this 9977-nucleotide messenger RNA. RefSeq lists its product as uncharacterized. The coding region runs from base 72 to 9890 and encodes 3272 amino acids. The transcript has 41 exons. The record is from RefSeq and is a predicted model, not a curated record. Gene Ontology annotation, biological process: synaptic vesicle endocytosis. Lineage: Eukaryota; Metazoa; Porifera; Demospongiae; Haplosclerida; Niphatidae.